GCGGUGCCUUUGUCCUACGGGCUCCUCAUAUUUCCUGGGUUCGAAGUACUCGAUGCGGCCGGCCCCAUAGAGCUGCUUAAUGUUCUCUCCGUUUACAUGGGCCACAAUGAAAUUCAGCUAAGCGUGAUUGCCGCCACCCUGGACGUUGUAACGCCUGCGCUUCGUGGUCCAGAUGUGCCAGGCCACCGCUUUGCUGGCAAACAGCAUUAUCUCCCGACACACACCUUCGACACGGCGCCGGCCCUCGAUGUUCUCAUCGUGCCUGGCGGUGUCGGCACUUUCAAGCCGGCUGAGAAGAUCGGGCCCAUGGUCGAAUUCAUUCGCAAUGUCUACAACGGCUCCCUCGGCAACCCGCCGCUGCAGUACGUGUUCAGCAUCUGCACCGGUUCUCGGCUCUUUGCAGAAGCUGGUAUCCUACGGGGCCACAAGGCCACGACGAACAAGCAAGGCUGGAAGAGUGUCACCAAGUUGACAGACAAGACGCACUGGGUAGCCAAGGCUCGAUGGGUUGCAAGUGGAAACAUAUGGACAACCUCUGGGGUUACUGCGGGCAUGGAUGGCAUGGUGGCGUUGAUUGCACAGAUCUAUGGGGACGAGAAGGCCGAGGCUCUAUGCGACAUGGUUGAACACUCUCGUCAGAAGGACCCGGAGAAUGAUCCUUUUGCU
Messenger RNA from Cryphonectria parasitica EP155, 666 nucleotides. Its product is annotated as class I glutamine amidotransferase-like protein. The record is from RefSeq and is a predicted model, not a curated record. The transcript has a single exon. The annotation marks the transcript as partial. Lineage: Eukaryota; Fungi; Ascomycota; Sordariomycetes; Diaporthales; Cryphonectriaceae.